Molecule: messenger RNA, 1246 nt
Organism: Mollisia scopiformis
Lineage: Eukaryota; Fungi; Ascomycota; Leotiomycetes; Helotiales; Mollisiaceae
Exons: 6
Coding region: 188-1246 (352 amino acids)
Source: RefSeq, a predicted model, not a curated record
GUGCAGCUUGGCAGAUUAUCUCUCUCCGCCGCUGUCUCCCCACUUUGACAUUAAGAUAUCUCUGUGUCCACUUGCUGUUGAAAUUUUUUGUUUACAUAUUUACUUCUCGGCAGACCCGGAGUUCAGCCUGAGCCUGGACUGGUAGCUCCCAAACAUGAAGUGAAGGAACUAGUUUCCACGUUAUGAUAUGAUCAGGAUGUCAGAUCCAGAUAUCGUAGGAGCAUUAUCUCCACCAGCAGGCGUGAUUCCGGACUUCGAGCAUCCUCGAGAUGUUCGAUACACGAUCAGCUUGGUGACUCAAAUUUUGUGCUUGAGCAUCGUCUCGCCCGUCGUUCUUUUGAAGAUAUAUGCCAGAGCAAAGGUACAGAAAGUAAUGUAUAGAGAGGAUUGGUGUUGUCUUGUAGCUUGGAUUCCAUUUCUUGGAUAUAUCACAACCAACCUUCUCUUCGACCGAUUUGGAGGCGGACAUCAUCAAUGGGAAGUAACCGAAGAAGCCAUGUCAAAAUUCCUCCUAGUCUCCUACGCCGGCCUCCUCGUCUACGGACCCACAGCCUUCCUGAUCAAAUGCUCCCUCCUCCUAAUCUCCACCCGCCUCUUCGCCCCCUUCCCCCGCACCGUCUUCGCCAUCAACCUCUUCAUGCUGCUCAUGCUCCUCUUCUACCUCCCCAUGCAAUUCGUCAAGAUCAUGAUCUGCGCCCCCAUCUCCGCCUUCUGGUCCUCCUCUUCCUCCUCCUCCUCUUCGCCCUCGUGCUUCGACCAGCACAACAUCUACCUCGCCGACACCAUCGUCUCCGUCCUGACCGAUUUCGCCGUCCUGAUUAUCCCGAUGCCGUUGAUGUGGGUGCUGCACUUACCGCUCAGAAGGAGGUUGCGCGUCAUUGGGCUCCUGGGAGCGGGCGGUUUGGCGGUUGCGGCGAGUGUGGCGCGGUUGGUGAUGUUAUUACGGACGGGGGAUAGUCCGGAUCGAACGAUUACUACUGUUGAUAUUAGUCUUUUGGGAGUGGCAGAAACGUCGAUAGGACUCAUAUGCGCGACGCUGCCGGCGCUGAAUGUGCUCUUUAGUCGGUAUGUGGUGGAGGGGAGAUCGAAAGGGAUGGAUCUGGAGCUGGGGAAGAAGAGGACGGGGAGUGGGAGGGAGGGAGGGAGGGUGGAUAAGGAUGCGAGUCUUUUGCGGUGGACGUAUGCUGAGGUUGAGGUUGAGGGGUCGGGGUCGGAUGAGGGAAGAGGGAGGGAGAGUGUUGUGUAG